This is a messenger RNA of Neodiprion fabricii, 1472 nucleotides long. RefSeq names its product vacuolar-sorting protein SNF8 (gene lsn). NCBI's taxonomy places the organism in Eukaryota, Metazoa, Arthropoda, Insecta, Hymenoptera, Diprionidae. The transcript is spliced from 2 exons. The coding region runs from base 314 to 1069 and encodes 251 amino acids. The record is from RefSeq and is a predicted model, not a curated record. Gene Ontology annotation, cellular component: ESCRT II complex. Gene Ontology annotation, biological process: protein transport to vacuole involved in ubiquitin-dependent protein catabolic process via the multivesicular body sorting pathway.
UCACACAUUAUGCAUAGGAAUAUUUGUGCUUGCCUCUGUUUUGUCCCUGAGCCAAGAGUUAAAUAUAAGAAAAUGUAUUAGACAUCUCUCAUUAUCCGAUUUAUUACAUUUAUUUUCAUCUUUCAAUGUAUUUGCAUAAAUAGUGUGUAAAUAUCUUGGCAGUCUUUCUACUGUGCCAAAUUCAAGUAACAUGCCAUGAAACUUCGAUCAAGAACUAAUUUGUCAUUUGCUUAUAUCAAUAAAAUUGGCAUCUAUACAGCGUUUUGUAGGUUUGAAGUGGAGCAAUAGGCUAGUAUCCUCCAACGAUCAAAAUAUGCGGCGAAAGGCAGGAGUAGGUGCGAUUCACAAACAAAAACUUGAACAAGAAAAAUACAAAGAUAAGGGGACGGAAAUUCAGGAAAACCAGUUGGAACAGAUGACUAAGCAGCUGGAAGUCUUCAGAGUAAACCUAGAAGAGUUUGCUUCAAAGCAUAAAAAUGAAAUAAAAAAGAAUCCCCAGUUCCGACGUCAGUUCACGGAGAUGUGUGCUUCCAUCGGAGUUGAUCCUUUAGCAUCUGGGAAGGGAUUUUGGUCUGUUCUUGGAAUUGGCGACUUUUAUUACGAAAUUGCUGUGCAAAUUGUUGAGGUAUGCCUAGCAACGAACUAUAAAAACGGGGGUUUGAUUUUACUGGACGAGUUGCGAGAGAGAUUGGUCCAGGCCAGAGGAAGGCGCAAAGAGCACCAAGAAAUAUCUAAUGAAGAUUUGCUCGCAGCUGCAAAGAAACUCAGAAUAUUUGGAAAUGGAUUUUCGAUAGUUCCGAUUGGCAGAGGAAAAUACUUGGUUCAAUCAAUCCCAGGAGAACUGAGCAUGGAUCAUACCGCUGUUCUCCAACAAGCUUCAAUAUCGGGAAACGCUCACGUCUCCCGGUCGCUAUUGGAAAAAGAAUUACGAUGGGAACGACAGAGGGCACAGAAGGCUUUAGAUCAUAUGGUGAAAGAGGGACUCGCAUGGUUUGAUCACCAGGGUGCGUCUGAGCCUCUUUACUGGUUUCCCAGUUUAUUUAAUGCUUGUAUUCAAUCCUCAACGUAGUUCGAAGUCUCUGAUUUCUCAAUAUUUUCUCGUAAACUUAGGGCUUGUUUUUAUCACACUGUAAAUCAACACGCACGGUCAUUCGUGAUGACUUGUAUGUGGAAUGUAAAUAGAGAACUUUGCAACUGACGUAUGAAAUGUAACACUCCGUUCAGUUACGAGAGUUGAGAAGCGCCGUGAAACGCGUAAACAAUGUUGAGGUCAAGGCUAGGUGAAAAUGAGUAUCGCUUUGGAAAAAGUACUGGAAUGUGUAUUGAAAAUAAAUUAGAUUUUGUAUCAUUGAAUUAUAUACAUCUACUAAUGGCCACAUUGUGUUAAGUACCAAAAUACUUGAAAGUCGUCACCUCGGUGUAUCGCCUUGAUCAUACCUGUAAUUAAAAGUAAUACAACAGCUUAAAUUCAA